AUGGCUGCGAGGAGUGGCAUCCGUGACACCGCUACGACCCCACGCGCGGACAAGGCGGCUCUUACGGAACUGUAUUGGGAUGCGAUUCUGCUCACAGAAAGCGAGUUUUUGGAUUCCGGUUACCACGAUUAUACUGGGUUUCAGCGCCAGGUGGUACGACAAGUCGGACAGGCCCUCACAACGUACGAACGCGGUCAUAAAGCUCCAUUUAGGUCGAGUUCUGUCGCCCUCUGGCGGCAGAUUGGGCUCUCAUACAGUCUCCUCUACUACCCAGAUUGGUUUCAAAACCCAAUUUGGUGUAAGUCGGACUCUACGCGACUCCAGGUGAUACUGUCGCAGGAUAUAAGUCAGGUUGUUAAGCAGCUGCUGAUGUCGCUCUUGGAGUAUACAGCAACGUUAGACCUGGCAUGGCUACGACUGUGUGUUCUUCGCGAUGUGACAGGAAUCAAAGACUUGUUACGGAACUUGAGCUGGCUCGGCGGGCGUGUCGUGCCAAAUGAGAAUAGAACUGCUGCACUAGACUCCCUCACGGCACUUGAAUGCGCUACUUUUAGCGAUGAAAAGUAUGUGAUUGUGGAAUUUGAGUGCUAG
Lachancea thermotolerans CBS 6340 is the source of this 591-nucleotide messenger RNA. RefSeq names its product Oaz1p (gene OAZ1). Gene Ontology annotation, molecular function: ornithine decarboxylase inhibitor activity. Bases 1 to 591 code for a protein of 196 amino acids. Lineage: Eukaryota; Fungi; Ascomycota; Saccharomycetes; Saccharomycetales; Saccharomycetaceae. The transcript has a single exon. The record is from RefSeq and is a predicted model, not a curated record.